CCCGAAAAAGCUUUAAAAAAGACGAAAAAAGCUCUCUGUUUCUCUCUCCCACACCUAAAGGGUGACGGAAAGAGAGAGAGAGGGAGGGUAAGGGGCGGAAAGGCUGCAAACCCUAGCGCCGGGGCGAAGCAACGGCAGGCGUCAGGCAGGCGCGCACGCGCAUUUGCGAUUCCUUUCCCUUCACGCCGCGGCAACGCCACCCCGUCCGCCCGCGGCUCAUUCAUUGUGCCGCGCUCGCGCCUGGGCCCCGUGAUCCAUGGCAUUGGCGGCUCGGGGCUGGUAGGCUCUCGCGUGGUGGGCGCUGAAUAGAUCCGGCUCCGGGCGCUGCGGCAUGGCGCUCUUCCGCAAGUUCUUCUACCGCAAGCCGCCCGACGGGCUCCUCGAGAUCACCGAGCGCGUCUACGUGUUUGAUUCUUGCUUCACAACUGAUGUCUUCGAUGAUGAUAAGUACCAAGGCUACAUUGGUGACAUUGUUGCACAACUUCGUAGCCACUUUGCUGAUGCUUCAUUUAUGGUCUUCAACUUUCGGGACGGAGAAAGUCAAAGUUUACUGGCGAAUAUCUUAUCAAGCUAUGAUAUGAUAGUUAUGGACUAUCCAAGACAUUACGAGGGAUGCCCACUCCUUACAAUAGAAAUGAUUCACCAUUUCUUGAGGUCAGGGGAGAGUUGGCUCUCCUUGGGCCAGCAAAAUGUCUUGAUAAUGCAUUGUGAGCAUGGUGGCUGGCCUGUACUUGCAUUCAUGUUAGCAGGACUGCUGUUGUAUAGAAAGCAGUUCAUUGGUGAGCAGAGGACAUUGGAGAUGAUUUACAGGCAAGCACCUCGUGAACUGGUUCAGUUGCUCUCACCACUAAAUCCUAUGCCUUCUCAGAUAAGAUACUUACAUUAUAUAUCUCGGAGGAACGUGAGCUCAGAGUGGCCGCCACAGGAUCGAGCACUUACUUUAGACUGUGUGAUACUAAGAAACAUUCCAGGUGUUAAUGCGGAGGGUGGAUGUAGACCAAUAUUCCGUAUUUAUGGACAGGAUCCUCUACUUGCUACAAGUAACAUCCCUAAAGUGCUCUUUUCAACACCGAAAAGGAGCAAAUAUGUUCGGCUUUACAAGAAGGCAGACUGUGAAUUGAUUAAGAUUGACAUCCACUGCCAUAUUCAAGGUGAUGUUGUCCUUGAAUGCAUUAGCCUUGAUGCUGAUCAAGAACGAGAAGAGAUGAUGUUCCGAGUCAUGUUCAGUACAGCCUUUAUCCGAUCUAACAUUCUGAUGUUAAAUCGUGAUGAAAUUGACAUAUUGUGGGAUGCCAAAGAUCGAUUCCCAAAGGAAUUCAGGGCUGAGGUUCUUUUUUCAGAAAUGGACACUGCAAAUCAGUUAGAUCCCAUGGAAGUGGCAGGUAUAGGAGAAAAGGAGGGCCUACCAGUUGAAGCAUUUGCAAAGGUUCAAGAGAUGUUCAGCAAUGUGGACUGGCUAGAUCCGACAGGGGAUGCUGCAGUCCAGCUUUUCCAGCGACUUACUUCAUCAGAAAAUAUACAGCUGAGGCAAGGGUUAUUGUCUCCAAGUAAGAAAGAAGCAGAGUCAUUAGAGCUUGGUUCGAUCUCUCCAACCGACAAACAAUCUGGCAAUGUCCAACAAAAAUCAAGCAACAUUGAAUACUCUACAGUCUAUGUGAACAAACUGGAAAGUGUUGGUGGACAGAGAUUGACCCCGUUGGAGCCGGGAACAGAUUCUCAAGUCAAAACUGGAAUUUCUGUUGUCGAAGAAAAGCUAGGCUCUCUGGUUCAUAAGGUUGACAUCAGUACCGAGCAGCCAACUUCACUGGAAAUGGUUGUUCCCUCUACCAUGAACUCUAUUGAACCAGUUCUGAAGACUCAAAAUGCUAAGCUUGAUGAGCAAUAUGGUUCAGGACAACGCUCUUCACCCACUACUAUUGUGUCACAGCGAUUUCCAAUUUCUAGUUCGUGUUCUGCUCUUUCUGGCAACUCUAGUCCUAGAUCACUUUCAGCUUGCCCAAGAUUUCAUAGCGCACCUUCAGCCCUUGGAAUUACGGCUCUUUUGGAAGAUCAUGCUGCAUUUAGAGGCUCUGAAAAUUGUGCUUCAACCGUAACCUCAACCACAGUAUCAAAUCUUUCAACUGGUGUGGUCAAAAUUACAUCGAAACUACCAUCAGGACAGCAUCCAACAACAGGUACUACUGUUGUAACAAAGGGUACACCACCACCUCCUUCACCAUCAACACCAGCUUUACUGGUGCCAUUGGAUGCCAUUAUGAUGUCUGAGGCAAAAAACUCGUCUCAACCUGCUCUUAAGCAUUCAGGCCUUCCAUCUCCUCCACAAAAACAAUCUACAUUUCAAUCACAUGGAACUAGUACACAGUCCACGGACCAUCAGGAGUCCACAAUUAACAUUGCAAUAGAGUCAUUACCAACUUCUCCCACCCCACCUCCACCUCCACUGCCCAUCAUAUCAUCACCUUCCACUUCUGCUAAUAUUUGUCAUCUGCCUCCAGAUUCCAUGCCUGUCACUUCUUCAACGUCAUUCAAGCCUCCAAUACCAGCUGCACCACCACCGCCGCUACCCCCACCUCCAUCCUCACCUAGGCCUUUUCCUAUUAGGUCUCAUGCACCGCCACCGCCGCCACCUCCACCUCCUGCUCCUACUUCAUCCCCUGUUAGACUGUCUGGGCGACCUCCAUCCCCACUUCCCCCACCUCCACCUAGGUACUGUCCCAGUAGACCUCCUGCACCACCACUGCCCCCACUACUCGCUUCUACAUUAUCUCCCGUUAGACCUGGUGCACCACCUCCGCCUCCAUUUGCUUCUACUUCAUCUCCUGCUGCCCUACCACCACCUCCACUGACUUCAUCUCCCAUUAGAUCUUCAGCCCCACCUCCACCUCCACCACCUGGAACUACUUCCACUCCGCCUCCACCCGCACCUCCCUGCUAUUCAUCAAAACAAUCAUCUAGCCCCAUGGGCAAAUUGAUGCCAUUACCUCCUGCUCCUCCUCCACCCCAUGCUCCAAGCAUCUCAAAGGAUGCCAACUCUCAUGGAGGUGGAUGCCAAGGAGCUUCUGGCAACAUUGUACCCCCGCCAGCACCUCCUGGUGGUAAUGCUAAACUGUUUGGUUCUAAGGGGCGUGGACCUGCACCUCCUUCAGGUCCAAUGUCAAAGGGCCUUCAAUCUGGUCAGAUUGCGUCCAGAAGGUCCAAUUUGAAGCCACUGCAUUGGGUGAAAGUAACAAGAGCAAUGCAGGGUAGUCUCUGGGCGGAGUCACAAAAAGCUGACGAAACUUUAAAAGCCCCAGUGUUCGAUAUGUCAGAACUAGAAAAUCUUUUCUCAGCUGUACUGCCAAGUUCAGAUGCUAGGUGUUCAGAUAAGUCAGGAAGCCGUGCUUCUGGACCGAAAUCUGAGAAAAUUCAUCUGAUUGAUCUUCGCCGGUCUAACAAUUGCGGAAUCAUGCUUACGAAAGUCAAAAUGCCCCUGCCUGACCUAAUGAGUGCAAUUCUUGCUCUGGAUGAUACUGUCCUGGAUGUUGAUCAGGUGGACAACCUUAUUAAAUUCACUCCAACUAAAGAAGAAAUCGAACUUCUAAAGGGUUACAAAGGAGAUAAGCAAUUACUUGGAGAAUGCGAGAAGUUUUUCAUGGAGCUUAUGAAAGUACCACGUGUAGAUUCUAAGCUGAGAGUUUUCUCAUUUAAGAUUCAAUUCCGUUCUCAGGUUUCUGACCUGAAGCGGAACCUGAACAUUGUUAAUUCUUCUGCAGAAGAGAUAAGGGGUUCAGUCAAGUUGAAAAGGAUUAUGCAGACAAUUCUUUCUCUGGGAAAUGCAUUGAACCAAGGCACCGCCAGAGGUUCUGCUGUUGGGUUCAGGUUGGAUAGCUUGCUCAAACUAAGCGACACUCGUGCACGUAACAAGAAGAUGACUUUAAUGCAUUAUUUAUCCAAGGUGCUUUCUGAGAAACUUCCGGAACUUCUUGAUUUUCCUAAAGACCUGGCUAGCUUAGAGUUGGCGGCAAAGAUACAAUUGAAGUCUUUAGCAGAGGAAAUGCAGGCCAUAAACAAAGGACUCGAAAAAGUUGAGCAAGAACUUACCACGUCUGAAAAUGAUGGUCCUGUGUCAGAAAUCUUUCGCAAGACACUGAAGGAUUUUCUCAUUGGUGCCGAAGCUGAAGUUAGGGCAUUGACUUCACUUUAUUCUAAUGUGGGCCGGAAUGCAGAUGCAUUAGCACUUUAUUUUGGAGAAGACCCAACGCGAUGUCCAUUUGAGCAAGUGGUCACAACACUCCAGAACUUUGUGAGAUUAUUCAUGCGUUCUCAUGAGGAGAAUUGUAAACAACUGGACCUUGAAAAGAAGAAAGCUCAGAAGGAAGCAGAAGAUAAUUGUAAACAACUGGAUCUUGAAAAGAAUAAAGCUCAGAAGGAAGCAGAAGAGAAUUGUAGACAACUGGAUCUUGAAAAGAAGAAUGCUCAGAAGGAAGCAGAAAAGAAAUGUAGACAACUGGAUCUUGAAAAGAAGAAAGCUCAGAAGGAAGCAGAAGAGAAGUGUAAACAACUGGAUCUUGAAAAGAAGAACGCGCAUAAGGAAGCAGAAACGGAGAAAACUAAGAAGGAAUCAGAAAAUGAGAAAGCUUCCAAGAAAGAAUCAGAAAAUGAUAAAGCUUCUAAGAUGGAACCAGCAAAUGACAAAGCUAAGCUUAACAAUUCAAUCAAAGAGCUAGAUAUAUCACUUCAAUCACCAGCACAAACUGCCAGUGCCAAAUGAUGACCUUACCAGUUGAACUAACGACAGCAGUAGCUUUUCCUAAAAAAGAGGAAAACUGGCUCUGCCUGCUCCCUACAAUGCUCUCCCUCUUGUCAGAAUUAUGCUGGAUAUGUUGCGCAGGGUAGUAUAGAUCUUGCAUUGGAGUAAAACUAGCCGCAACAAGGAAGCCACAAAGUGCACUGUUGUAUUUCUAGGGGAUUGUUGAAGAAGUGACCCUGGCGACAAGCUGUACAGAUCUAACAUAAUAAUAGUUCCUCUUUUGGGUAAUAGAUUAUCCUUACAAUUUUGUUUAUCUUCUUAUUACAUGUAUGUAAUGUUUUGCCUAUGCAAAAAUAAGGUUACCAAUUGAAUGAUUGCUGAUGUAUGUCUAGGUAAUUUGGCAUUUGUAGUUUUUGAUGUAAAAAUAAAGUUCCUUUGUUGCAGAA
Messenger RNA from Phragmites australis (common reed), 5175 nucleotides. RefSeq names its product formin-like protein 6. NCBI's taxonomy places the organism in Eukaryota, Viridiplantae, Streptophyta, Magnoliopsida, Poales, Poaceae. Bases 332 to 4750 code for a protein of 1472 amino acids. The transcript has 20 exons. The record is from RefSeq and is a predicted model, not a curated record.